Xyrauchen texanus (razorback sucker) is the source of this 233-nucleotide messenger RNA. RefSeq names its product oligosaccharyltransferase complex subunit 4 (non-catalytic) (gene ost4). Gene Ontology annotation, cellular component: oligosaccharyltransferase complex. NCBI's taxonomy places the organism in Eukaryota, Metazoa, Chordata, Actinopteri, Cypriniformes, Catostomidae. The coding region runs from base 2 to 115 and encodes 37 amino acids. The record is from RefSeq and is a predicted model, not a curated record. The transcript is spliced from 2 exons.
AAUGGUGACUGAUGUGCAGCUGGCCAUAUUCGCCAACAUGCUGGGGGUGUCGCUCUUCCUGCUGGUGGUUUUGUAUCAUUACGUGGCUGUUAACAACCCAAAGAAGCUGGAAUGAUUUCUGCCCUACGGAGAGAUGACAGGUUGUGUACAGGGACCAGAGAGUGAGGAAGAGACGAUGAUCCAGCCUGUAAAUGUUCGCUUUGUAUGAAAUGAUGUUAAUAAACAUGUAAACG